Neoarius graeffei (lesser salmon catfish) is the source of this 2473-nucleotide messenger RNA. RefSeq names its product BCL2 associated agonist of cell death a (gene bada). Gene Ontology annotation, biological process: apoptotic process. The record is from RefSeq and is a predicted model, not a curated record. NCBI's taxonomy places the organism in Eukaryota, Metazoa, Chordata, Actinopteri, Siluriformes, Ariidae. The transcript has 4 exons. Bases 247 to 822 code for a protein of 191 amino acids. Gene Ontology annotation, cellular component: mitochondrion.
GCUGGGAGUUGAAACUGUACUCUACUGUACACAGACAACAACAAUAAACCUGAGGUGAUAUGAGAUCAUCAUACACGCUGCUUCCAAAAGACAACAGGACAGUCGGCGAAGACAAUCAGUUUGACUCGAUGUCGCGUAAGACGCUGCGUUUUGAUCCAGUGAUGAUGUUAGAAAAGAGAGAUUUGAAACUUGCUCAUUAGCUUUGAUUAGCAUGUUAGCUUUUGUUACUUGGGUGUGUCGUGUGCCAUGAUCAAUCAAUACCUGCUGAGACUGAGGAAAGCUCAUUUUAAUUUCGAAAAGGAAGGAAACACCAGAAUAGGAAGUGAAAGAGGAGGAACAAUCCUGAGUCACUUGUUCUGGAAUUCAUCAACAAUUACAGCUUUCACAAUGGACGACACGCCACACAGUGGAAAAGGAGACGCCAGUCCUUUGGAUGACAACGAAUCAAGAUGGUCAGAGACGAUCAAGAAUACCGACCCUCCAAGGGUCGGAGGUCGAGUACGGCUCUACUCCGAGUCCCAGGUGCACACUGUGAGCCGCUGGGAAGACGCUGAGCUCCAGGAUGGAAUUUCAGCUGAGGAGAGCGGAGGAGCUUCAGACGGAGCCCCCUUCCGAGGCCGAUCCCAGUCCGCUCCCGCUGCACUGUGGAAAGCUAAGAAAUAUGGACGACAGUUGAGGAGGAUGAGUGAUGAAUUCGACACCUGGCUGGACAGAGGGGACAUAAGGAGAAUGAGCAGUCCUGGGACAGUGUCGCAGAAACAACCCAACCGUGGGUGGUUCUCCUUCCUUUGGGGAUCUAGAGAAGAGGAAGGAAGAGAAUAAAACCCACACAGUUAAAAUAGAGAAAGAGAAAUGAAGCAACAAUCAAUCAUCAAGACAAAGACUGGUCAUGGUUGUCACCAGUAUAGCCUUUUCAUCAAAGUGCCCGACCAAACUCCUAUUUAGAAUAUUUAAGAAAAAAAAAUUGUCAAUGAAAUUAAAGGAGAAAGGUGCUAAAACAUUUGACCACUGCAAUACCUAAUGCAAAGAAUUGUUUUUCGAAGAUUUGACAAUCUUAACUGACAAUCUGUGAUAUUUAUGGACAAUCUCACAUAUACUGAUAAAUUCAACCCAUAAAUAUUUAUGGAUUUUUUUAUUAAUUUAUACCCUUUAAAUCAAUAUUUGGUAAGAAAUAUUUGUGAUAUAUUGUUCUAUGAUGUCUUUUAUAAAUGAAUAUAUAGCUAUAUGUCGAGUUUUAAACAUUUGUCUUAUUGAAGGUUUUAUCUUAUUGAAUUGGUGGUAAAAAUGUAAAUAUAUUCCAAGGACUCCAGAAGUCCGUCAUCGAAGCAGCCUGUGAAAAUCUUGUGUAGUGGUGGUGAAUGAUGAUGAUGAUGAUGAUGAUGCGGGUAUUGGUCUAAUUCAGUCAGGUUCGUCUCAGGGUUUUCUUUUAUCACAGCAUUUGCUGUUGUUACUCUUUUUCCAUUUGAAUAAGAUGUCAACUGGAGACCUGAGUGCAUGAUGUGUUUAUGAAUUUCACGUACAUAUUUCAUAAUGGAAGAACUAGUGCUCGUUAGGGUGCAUCAGUUUGCCCCUAAAAAUGAAAAGUUCCUCCGAUCAUGAUGCAUUUUUGUUUUUAUGUUCCUUUUGGUAAGAAAACGCACUGGGUGAAAUAUUUUUUGACAAAAUUCAAAAGUUUAAUGGUGGCACCAGGAGCUCAAAGUUAUGGAAAAAGCUGCUAUUUUAUGACAAAAUUUCAAUCACUUUUCAUGAAACAUUAUGGCACCUUAUAGAGUAUACCAAAUAUCUUAGAUACACAUUUUUAGUACAUAUUCUAAAUAUAUUAUCAAGCACAGUUUGAGUUUUAGCUGUUCAUUGUUCAACUACUUUUAAACAAACAAUACAAAUGUAUUAUGAAUCACAUUAAUGCUUCUCAAUCCCUUGCAAAGGUUCUUAACAUGAUCUCUGGCUCACAAGGAGUCCAACAUUGUGAUUCAAACCUUACGCGAAAACAUAAAAUAAGCGUUUUUUGGCAAAAAAUGAACCUCAUGGUGCCACCAUUAGACUUUUGGAUAUGGUCAAAAAUUUUUACAGGAUGUCUUUAUUGGUGAAAAGGAACACCCAAACAAAAAUGCAUCAGAUUUUAUGAAAGUGAGGGCAACUGAUGCACCCUAGUGCUCGUCUUUGGCCUUUUAUACACACAGCACUGGACUUCAGCAGCUUGGGUUAAAUUGCUUUGUAUGCAAAAGAACAGUGAGUUCCUGCCAAACGUGUGCUUAAGCAAAUCAUUACAGAUGGACAACUCAAAUGCUGCGUAAGCUGGUCUUGACUUAGGCAUUUUAUUCAUGCCUUACUUGAACUGUGUUUCUAUUCGUCUUUUUCAUGAGCUCUUGGUAAGAAUUUAUACCGCAUUACAUAUAGUGUGAUGAAACUGUUUGUAUAAUGAUUUGUUCUAUUUGUAUCAUUGUUUAAUUUAUUAUUUGUGAGCAAAAAUAAA